This is a messenger RNA of Lethenteron reissneri (Far Eastern brook lamprey), 2003 nucleotides long. It is a transcript of the gene MRPL20, whose product is annotated as mitochondrial ribosomal protein L20. NCBI's taxonomy places the organism in Eukaryota, Metazoa, Chordata, Hyperoartia, Petromyzontiformes, Petromyzontidae. Gene Ontology annotation, molecular function: rRNA binding; structural constituent of ribosome. Gene Ontology annotation, biological process: translation. The record is from RefSeq and is a predicted model, not a curated record. Gene Ontology annotation, cellular component: ribosome.
AAUUUCAUUCACAAUUUACAUCAGUAAACCAUCCUGUCCCAGCAUUUAAACCUCGCGGAUUGCUUUCAAUCGAGAUCGGUAAAGAUUCCAGGACAAUCCGGGAGGUGUAACCAACCCCCCCUCUCUCUUAGCCCCGGAACUUUUAUUCGGCCCGGAAUCAUUUCCCUCGCCGGAAAUACUUGCGCUGCCGAGUAUUGAAGGAGGAAGUGGGGACCCACAUCAUGUGUCAUUGUCGUGGAGGGCAGAACGCACGUGGAGCGCUCAAUUGAGGGGUUCUCAUUGACAUCGCGGUGGGGAGGGCUCUAAUUAAUUGGCAAAAAGGGUUUAUUUGGAGAGGGGGGGUGUCCAUCAAGAGUCGCCUUCGCAAUGGUCUUCCUGUCCUUAAGUCGCUUGGUCAGGGUGAAGAGUGAUAACCAUUACUGGCGGGCGAAAGAGCUCUUCAAGUAUUCGCAGCAUUUCCGAGGACGCAAGAACCGAUGCUAUGGCCUGGCCGUGCGCGCGGUCCGGCGCUCUUUCGUCUAUGCCACCAAGGCCCGUCAUCUGCGAAGGCGAAACAUGCGCACCUUGUGGAUCACACGAGCCACUGCUGGCAUCUUGGAGCACGGGCUGAAAUACAGCCAUUUUAAAACCAACCUUCUGAAGACACAGGUGAUGCUGAACCGCAAGAUGCUCGCUGACCUGGCGAUCACGGAGCCGCGUACGUUCAAGUCGUUGGCGGCUCUGUCGAAGCGUCGCGGGGAGGAGGGCUUCCUGGCGGCGCUGGAUGACGGGAAGGAACCCACGGGGAUUUUUUCACGAAUCGUACAUUGCGAUCGCACAUAGGCGCCAAUAGCUGCCUGGCACGGGCCCUCUACCUCCCACAUCACAGGCACACAUGCACACAUGCACAGACUCGUUUCCACACAAAUGCAUACGAAUGCGCCAAUACAAAGGAGACCCUGUGUAACCUACACGUACUGUUUGGGGAAAGUGCUGUUAGCAAGCUUGUACUAGGUCAGGGGUCGGCAACCUACGGCUCCGGAGCCGCAUGCGGCUCUUUACGGGCUGCUUCUUGACGAUAUGUACGUAUGUACAGUAUGUACUCAGAUGCAUUGCGGCUCUUGAAAUACAGAAUUUUGUACCGAAUUGGAAAGAAAUGGCUCUUCUUGUUAUUUUGGUUGCCGACCCCUGUACUAGGUCAUCUCGGCCUUAAUUGAGUACCUGCUGUGGUGUGCGAGCAUCAACGCUGGGGACAUAAACGCAGCAAGGUGUGGUGCUGGCCACACCACCUCGUGUUCCUCGCCGGGCUUAAUAGGUGUGUGCUUACAGCACCUAAGCGGACAGUAUAUGGAGGCUAUGAAGGGAUAUUUGUUUAUAACAGCAUAUCGAUACAAAUGCGCAUAUGAACACCUAUACAUAAACCUAUAUACACACACACACACAUGCAACUUGUGAUACCCCCAUGUACAGAGAGAAUUGUGAUUUUUUUUCGUAUGAUAGCAAAACAGAAGAACCAAACAUUGUUUUGUGUGAAUCUGGUUGGUUACAUGCAGUGUAAUGUUCGUAUUUACAUUAUUUUAAAGAACGGCAUGCUUAUAUUCUGCACUAUGUACCACGCAAUGACUUGACAUUGUGGCUAUAAAUAGACUCCUAUGAAAUUUUGACUUAAAACUUUCGUGACUGUAGGAAUUCAUAUUCUUUGGUUCUUUCGGUAAAGUCACAUAGAUAGAAAAUAAUAAAAUGGAUACAGAAAAAAAUAGGUUUUUAUUACUUUUUUUAUUUUCUAUCUAUGUGACUUUACCGAAAGAAUAAAAGAAUAUAGACUCUGUUGUAUGUUUCCUAACGUCAAUAAAUGUGUAUUGCUUCAACAAUGCUGUGCAUUUUGUUACGUGCAUUGCACAUCCUGUUAUGUACACAUUGUUUAAAGAAAAGGCUCUAAAGAAUUGUCAUUUUCAGAAAUAUCCGAUUGCACUAUGUAACACAAUUUUUAUUCCUGGGUAGUAAGUGUUAUUUCGUAAUUGCUU